Molecule: messenger RNA, 2769 nt
Organism: Henningerozyma blattae CBS 6284
Lineage: Eukaryota; Fungi; Ascomycota; Saccharomycetes; Saccharomycetales; Saccharomycetaceae
Exons: 1
Coding region: 1-2769 (922 amino acids)
Source: RefSeq, a predicted model, not a curated record
AUGUCUAACAGUAGCCUCAAUUCGAUAUCGUCGUCAAUCUAUUCUGAUAUUAACAAUUCAACCAAUAGUUUAGACAAAGAAAGUAAUAACUCAGAGAGUAAAAAUAAACAUAUUAAAAAUUAUGUUGUAAAUCAACGGUCAGAUCCAUCUAUUAGUAAAGAUUACUUUAAUACAUUUAAAAAAGGAAAAUUAACACCACAAAAUAGUCUGAAUGAUUUGCUACAAAUAUAUCUAGAUAAUUCACAAUCAGAAUAUGAUUCAAAUUCAGAUAGCGGUUCUCCUUCUACAUCCAUUUCUAAAUCAGAUUUUGAUUUUGAUAAUAAUGUUAAUAAUACCAUUAAUAGUGUUGAAUCUGAUUAUGAAACUGCAAAAAGUACUGCUACUGAAAUAUCUGAAGUUUCAGACAAUGAACUGAUGUUUCCAGAAAGAGCGUUUGUGAGAGAAGAUUAUCAUCAUCAUAAAAAAAACAGUACGCCUUCAUUAUCAUCAAUAAAAAGUAAUUACAGAUCUAAAUCAUCUCUUCCAAAUAAAAAUGCCUUUAAUAGAUCAUUUUUAUCAUUAGAUUCUAAUAAUUUGAAUUAUCAUUCAGAUCCCACAGGAUCAUAUUCUCAUUCCAGUUCUAACUCUCGUUCUACACAAAAUAGUUCGAUAUUAUCAAUGGCAUUAUCAACAGGAUAUGGGAAUUUAACUCUUUCUCCACGUAAUAUUUAUACUAAUAAUAGUGACCCUAAUAAUACUAACCGAUACCAAAACACACCACCUAAUUCACCAAAUAAUAUUCAUAAUACAAGUUCCAAUAAUUCUUUACAAGGUGAUUCAUCAUAUCAAAAAUUGCAUACAAGUAGAUCACAAAUAUUAUUAUCUAAAAUCAAAACAGUAAAUCUCCAUCACAAGAGCUCAUCAUUGAAUGUGUAUCCUAUUAGAAAUAGCAGAUCUGAUUUCAAUAUCAAACGGAAUAUAACAAAUGGACAUGCUAAGGCAAGUUCAUCAAAUUAUUCUGGUAAUAGUGUGGCUUCCAGUCAAUUAUUAUUAGGUCAAAUACCUGGAAGUGCUAAUACAGUUAAUACAUCUAUGCUUCUUCAUCAAAGUUCUCAUUCUAAUUCAAUAUCGCAAACAAAUAAUAAUAAUAAUAAUAAUAAUAAUAAUAAUAAUAAUAGUAGUAGUAGUAGUAGUAGUGAUGCUUUGAUUAAUCAAGAUUCUAAUAGUAUAUAUCAAAGAAUAAGUAAUAGUAGUGAUGCAUUAUCUACUAAUACAGCCGAACUACUUGGGGGAAUUGAAUUAAUGGAUCCAAAUAUAGACUCUAGUUAUCUUUACAAUUAUCAAACUAGGAAUUCUCAUUCCACAAAUAGUAUUUCAUCUACAGAAUUCCCCAUUUCCAGAUUUAUUAAUAAUCAACGAAUAUCAUCAGAUUCUAUUCAUCGGCUUCGAAUAAUUAAUCCAAGUUUAAUUCGAGAAGAGCAACAACGAACUCAAACUACCACUACAUCAUAUUAUAACCCAACUGAUUCUUUAAUAUAUGAUAGCAGUUAUGUUCCAGAUAUUGAAGAAGCAGUGGAAAUGUUAAGAGGUGAAAUAGCCACUGGACAUCCACCACUUGUAUCAGUGGCUAUAUCCAAUAGUGGAUCCAAUGUCAAUUCUAAUAGUGUAUCCUAUAAUAAUCAUACACCAAGCACAAAUCUUAACUAUACACCAAAUAAUACUAUCUAUUCUGACACUAGAAGCCAACCUUUUACUCCACCAUCUCAAACACCUUAUAAUAGUGCCUAUUCUACUCCACUUCGUUAUAAAAAUAAAAAUUCCAAUAUGGAAAGAGCACAACAUCCAUGGAGAGAUGAAAGAAGUUCUGAUAUUUUGAAUAGUAUAUAUGAAUCAGUUAUUCAAAACAAUUCUCGUCAAUCAUCCGGUAAUAAAUCGAAUCCUCAAUUACAAAAGAGGAAACAAAAUAAUCAAUUAAUUUCAGUAAACGGUGGUAGUUCUACAGGUAAUAUUCAUCAUAUUGGUUCACCUUUCAAUUAUUCUAAUAAUAGUAAUAAUAACAAUUUCACAUCAUUAAAUAUUGAGAAUUUAGAAGCAAAUGAUAUUAAUAUUGUUGGUGCUGAAAAUAUUAAUAUUGAAGGUAAUCACAACAUUCGUAUUAGUGGUAAUAAUAAUAUUCAAAUUGUUGGUAAUAAUAAUAUUACAAUUAAUGGGACCAAUCUUAAUUCUGAAUUGAUUAAAAAUCGGUUCCCAUAUAUUUCUGAAACACCUCGUUAUUCACAUGCAUUAACCACCAAGGAAUUAAAUUAUGCGAUUGAAAAUGCACCUAUACUUUCUCCUGAAGGGUUAGUAAUGGAACUUCCAUCUAUUCCUAUAACACCGACAUCUCUUAAUGAACAUGGUGAUACAGAAAUAUUUAGAAGCACUGAUUGGAUCCCACAGGCUAUACCAAUCCAACAUAUUGAUUCGAAAUCGAUCCAUUUGAAGACACAAGCUACAUCUGGUAGUAGCAUUUAUAGUACAUGGAGAAUAAUGAUGGUCAUUGGGUGUUGUAUAUUGAUACCGCCGUUAUUUUUCUUUAUUGGCUGUGGUAAUAAGAAUGGGAUCUCUAGUCAUUCCUUGUUGAAAUUGAUUUUGAAUUCUGAUGAACGAUUAGAACUGUUUAAGGGGUUUUAUUGGAAUACAGAUGUGAGAUGGUUUCGCAAGAUAUGUUUAUUUCUUGGGAUAGCGGAAGUGCUUGCCAUCUUAGCAUGUGUUGGGGUUGGAUUAGGGGUUGGCAUUGGUGUUCAAUAG